CUUUUCAGUCCUGCAGAGCAGCAGCUACAGGCGCAGACCGCUCGUCGCUGCCACAGGAGCGCAGGAGGAGACAGGAGCGGACCAGCGGACACUGUCAGCGGGCUUCUUUUUUUUACCGGGACACAGCGGGGAAGAGAGCGCUUUUUUCCGGAGGGGUCGCUCUGCCCACUCCUCCCUCUCAUUCCCUCCCCGAACGAUGGCAUCAACACAUCAAGCAGCUGUAGCGCGUUGAGGACCGGAGCGAUGCAGUCUUUAUUCAGUGGAGGUGAGCUGGAGCUGCUGGGAGGAGGCGGCGACGCAGGGGGCCUGAAGGAGGAUGGCUGUGGCAGCGUGGUGUGGCGCUCCUCGCCCCUGCCUCCCGAAGAUGUCUACUCAGCCUCCCACUUUGCCCUUAUCACAGCCUAUCAGGAAAUCAAGACGAGGCUGGUCUGUCUGGAGCGGGAGAACACCAGCAUCAAGAGGAAGCUCAAAAUAUAUGAGAUUAAGUUUCCUAUGAUCAACGAGUUUGGCGAUGACACCAACUCCUAUUGCUCUUUUGAGAGCAAAGAGACGGCGCUGCUGCACUCAGAAAAUGGCAACCUGCAGCAGAGAGUCAACGUCCUGACCCACGAGCUCCAGAAGAGAAAGGAGAGAGAGGAGCAGCUGGAAGACGUGAUCCAGGCCUACGAGAAAAUUCACAUGGAGAAGAACAACCUCCAGAGGGAUCUCGACAAGAUGACAAGCCUGGUGGAGAAGCACGUCGAGCGCAUCCUGAACCUGGAGUCCGUUCUGAGGCAGAGGGACAACUCCCUGCAGAAGCUCAACAUGCAGCUGCACAGCAAGGACAUGCAGUAUCUGCAGCUGCACGCCGGCCCCGACACGCACAUGCUGGACUGUCCGGCCCUGACACUUCAGAGCUCCCGUAGCCUGGAUGCUCUGUCGGACCUGAAGCUGCAGCGGCUCGAGGCAGAGCUGGAGGGGGCACGGCAUGAGGCUCAGGGGGCAUGUCAGCGAGAAGAGGAGCUGAAAGCAGAGUGUGAGAGGCUGAAGGAGGAGAUGAGACAGAUGCAGAACAGCCAGAGGGAGAGGGAAAUGACUUCGCCGUGCAAGCAAUGUGAUGUGGAGUGGAUACAGAAGGUGGGCGACGAGCAGGUGAAUUUGGCUCUGGCCUACACAGAGUUAACAGAGGAGCUGGGCCGUCUCCAAGCACUGAGCUCCAAGCAGACGGAGAUUCUGAGGAAAGCCUCGCAGGAGCAGGCUAGUCCAGUUCAGCGUCACUCUCCCAUCCACCACCAGCGCCACUCUCCGGUAUCUCAGCGCCACUCGCCCAUCUCACAGCGCCACUCUCCAGUGCCGCCUCCGCCACACCACUCUCCAAUUCAACAGAGACGCUCCCCGGUACUGCAGCGCCUCUCGCCCGACAUGCACCGUCGUUCGCCUCUGCUGGACGUCAACGAUGGACCGGCUUCUUACUCCUGCCGGCCACCGAGCCAGCACCUGCGGGCCAGCUUCCAGGGCAGGAGGAGUUACUCAGAGGUUGCCGACCCCUCGGCUUAUCAGUGCCCACCCCGCUUCUCUCUGGACCCCGUCUCCACCCUACCCAAGCCUCGGCCUUAUGUCGAGAGCUACUCAAAACAACAGUCACAACAUGUGGGCUCUCCUCACAGUGGACUGCAACAUAGGGGUUCCCCGUCUCCCCAUAAGGGUGGUGCGGGGGGAGAAGGGGGCCUCGGCGAGAGCUCCAUGCGCCACUCCAGAGAGAUGCCCUUCCCACUGUCUGAGGUGGCCCACCUUCAUUUUGAGCCCCCUCCGCCUUCCACACCAGCCCCCCAGCCCAUGCAAUCCUCUGAAGAUGAGGAGGAGUGGACCUGCCCUCAUCCCAUCAGCCCACCACGGACUCUGGGAGUGCUUUCUUCAGCAGUGCCCAGCAGUGUCAUGAGAGGUCCGGCAUCUUGCUCGGCCUUCCCCAUCCCUCAGAGGCCCAACACCCUCAGCUGCCACCCACAGCCGGGGUACAUGUCAGCAGAGCACGCUCAGUCCUGGCCCUCAAUCAAUCUCUGGAUGGAGACUGAGGAGAGUGACAUGCGCAGUUGCCCUCUCUGCCAGCUGAUAUUCCCUGUCGGUUACCCUGACGACGCGCUCAUCAAGCACAUCGACUCCCACCUGGAGAACAGCAAGAUCUGAUUGCCAUGGCAACCAGCUCACAUACACAUCUUCGCUCUCCUCCUUAUAGAUUAUGUAAGAGAUUGUCAGACCUGGUUGAACACAAAGUCAACUGUGGAACCCAGUGAGCUGUGGGUUCAAAAUAUGUAGGGAGGGAUGCAAAAAUGGCACAUGGGGCCUUUUUUAUUUUGUUUCCUCUUUCUUUCAAAAGGGAGAAGGACCUAACACACGGGUCCGUCUUGGAUUUGUGAGUCUACAUGCAGAGCCCUAUACUGACUGCUCUUAAGAAAGCUCUGCCUGUAUAAUCACUGGCUCUGGUUGCUGCUGUUUUGUUAUGACUCUUGUUGUGCACAGUUUCAGGUAUUGUGUUGUUUUGCGCAUCACACAAGCUCUGCAUGUCAAAGAGUUAGUUUCAGUGUUCAUGAGUAACUGAUCAGGGAGAUCUGAGGCAUCUUAUUUUGAGAGACUAUUGUUACCUUUUAGUUUUAAAUAUUGUACACCGGCUUGGAGAUCUUCUGCCCCACAAUCACACUGCAGCAUAUUUUGCAAGGGAUUCAGAGCAGUGACUAUGAUCUGGUCAAAGCUGGCUGUUCGAAAUGAUGUGAUGGAUAUACGGUACGUAAGGGAAAGUGAUUAGUCAUACGAAGACAUAUUUUUAGUUUUGAUAUUGAAGUAAUAGGAGAACGAUACUGUGAAGGAAUUAUGACUGCUUCGUUUGACGCCAGUUCACUUUUGUUGGAACAGAAGAAAUGUAUACCUUUCCAUGGCAGUUAAGAAAGUAUUUAACAUUCCAGUGUCACAUUUCAUCAAACGACAAGCUGGAAAAUAUGAAUGUUAAGUUUGGAUCAUCGCCUGACGGUGGUUUUUACCCUAACUUGAGUUUUUGAUGAUGCCCUGCAGGGCAGGGCACGGACAGUGAUGCGUAUUCUUCAUGACUGGAGGAAGUUUAGUCAGAAUAUAUGCUUUAUGCUUGCAGCCUGGUCAAAAAUGGACGUAUCUUAGCACUUUAAGUUAGCAAAGCCUAUAUAAAUGUAUUUGUUUUUAGUCCCCACAUAUAUACAUGCAUAUACUGUAUAUAUUACAUGUAUAAUUUACUCUUUAUAUUGUCUAUCUGUAAGGCAAAAAAAAAAAAGAUAUAUUUUUGCAAAUGUCGAUGCACCACAUGGCUCACGUUGGUGAGGUUUCUCCCACAUGCUUGCACACUGAUUUACAGUAGUGAGGUCUAAAUCCCACUGCAUGGGAUACUUUAGGUAUUAAGAGUUUAAAAAUAGCUAUCAACUGAGAUUCUCCUCAGUCUUCCUAAAGAUCUUUAACGUCUCCACUGCCCAGACCACCCAAUAACACACACACACACACACACACCACCGGCUGCAUGAGAUCGAGGCUUGUAGGCUUGUGAACUGCCGUGAACAGUGGCAGGUUUUUGAGUGAAAUGUAUUUCUAUGCCAGACACAUCCCUCCAAUCAGCAAUGUUAUCUCUGCAGGGUUUUUAGAAAAGAAAAAAAAAAAGACAAUACUCUUCUUUUGAUACGUGGGUUUUAUUUUCUAUCACAAAUGUAGUUUUGUUUUCGAGACCUGCUUUUUUUUGAAGAAAAAAACAAAACGAAAACCAAACAACACAAAGUUACUGAUGUCAGCUAAUCUGAGGCUUUCAGUUAAAUGUGCAAUUUCUAGUGAAGGGGGGUGGGGGGUGUCCCUUCACACCCACUCAUGCAUUUAAGCUGGGUUAGUACAGAAGAGAUGUCAUGCAGUACAUAAGCACUCACAGUGACUGUGGCAGCAGGAUGAUGCUGGUCAUAGGUUUCUCGUCUUUGCGUCAGUUAUCUUCAACCUCACUGCCAAAAUCCUGAAAACACUGAAUCCCCUUAAGUCUGGGGGCUUUGUUUCAGACUAACUUUCCUAUGAGGGUUUUUUCAAUGGGAGUCAAGGAAUAACAAAUUAAAGGAUAAUCCCAGUUUAUACUUGGAGCUUAUUUUACUAAAUCUGGACAGUGGUUAUUUGCCUGUUGCUAGCAAGUAACACACCAGACCCAGUAAGCUCAUCGGCUUUCUGUCAACAGUUAGUGCACACACAGUUUAUAUAAAAAGUUGUACCACCAGAUACUGUAUGUUAUUGUUUCUCAUGCUUUUGUGUAACAGGUUUGUUGGUGAGUUACUGAAGUGGAAAUCAAGAGGGAUUAAAAAAGUAUGGACACAGCAUUUAAAAGUGCUGUUGUCAUCAGCUCAAAACUGUAAAACCAGGGUUUCUCUCACUAUUUUACCUGAAAACCUGAAAAAAGGAGUAGCUUAAAUAUCUCCAGUGCAAAAUGAUGCCCUAUAGCAGUGGCCAAGUGCAAGAAAGAGAUCAGUAACUUAACUGGAGAUUUGUUUGAUUCAGCUCAGCGCGUGAUAUUCACUGAUAUUGUACUUUUACAUUGCAGCAAUGCAAGUCACAGCUGAUCUAUCUCCAAUACCUCCAUGUUAUUUUGUUCUCCGUGUCAAUGACGGAUGAGAUCUGCGGCAGCACUUUGCACCUCUGCUAACCAAUUUCCUGGGGGAAAUCCUGGCCCUACACAGAAUUUCACAAGAAACAUGACAAGGUUUAAAGAUGUUUCAAAACCAAGCAUUGUAAUUAAGUAUGUUAUGCAGUGUAUCCCUAUCUUCUUAAUGCAUCCUCUUUCGGGAUUAUAUAAAAGUUGGUCAAUCUGAAUUACAAUCUGUCCAAACAUUGAUAUCCACCUUGAUUUGAGUGAUGUUGCAGAUUCAAGCACAUAACCGAGUGGUCACAAGUUAUCAUGAGUAAACCAAGUGAAAAACGAACUGAUAUUAUCCUUGAAAAAAAAGUACAACCUGAUGAUAGAAAAUAAUGGUGUAUGAUAGAAACAUUUUUACGUCAGUGCCGAUACUUGAUCAUUAAAACCAAGAGGGCUUUAAUGACUCCCAGUUAUUAUAAAUGUAUGUUCCUAUAUCAAUAUGUGUACAAAUAUUUAAAGCUGUGUGCAGACAGAUGUUUUGUCAGAGUAAAAGUCUAAUGCAACAUGUUUUAUUCAUCAACUUCAAAUUGGAGUGUCUUUAAGUCAGUAUAUAGGCCUAAUCUAUAAUAUUUGCCGCCACCACCACGCUAAAUAUAAAUUAUAACCCUGCACAUUUCCUCUCUUACCCACUAAGCAGUGAAACAAAAUCUCUCAAGUAGGGCUUGGCAAUAUGGCCACGAUAAAACAUUUUCAAAUCAGGAACAGUUUAAGUCCAAUGUGUUGUUUUUCACAGAGGAAAUGUGCAGCAGGCCAUGAUUUAACAAACAAUUAUGUACAAAUGAAGGACCUUCGCUUCUUAAAGCCAAAGUGAACAAAUGAUUUCCUGUAUGAUAAAAAGGCAGAAAACAUUGGGUUAUUGGGUUUCUUGUUCAUGUUAGUGUGUGGAGAGAUGCAUUGUGGUUAAAAAGGGGCUGGGAUGUUAACACGAAACCACAACACGCUGGCCAUCUAACCACCCCCCCCCCUCGUGAGAUCAUAGUUCGAUGCACACGGAUGUUUACAAAUGCAACACAUCCUCAUGUUCACAGACUGUGCUGAGAACCAUUGUGCGAAGAACAUAAUAAAUGCUUGUUCAGGACUUUCUUCACCGACUGUCACAGCAUAGAGAGUCAAAACCUGCACUUGUCUCGUCCGUUUUUCCUGUGGGUGUCCUAACAACAACAACCCGCCUCCUCAGUUUACUCAGAUUUAAACAACGACUAAUCCAGCAGCAGAAAGAUCAGAUCUGUCAGCAUUAGAUAUAUUCCUUCAUCAUUGGUUUAAAAAAUAACAAUAAUAAUAAUUCUUCAGAUUUACUCAGGAGACCAAUGGCUAGGACCAACAAAGAGGUACAGUUAAAAAAAAAAAAACACCAACUCAUUCUUUUUCAUUCUUGUAGAGCUCCACUCUCCAAUAGUGUGGUUGUUCUCUUGGGUAACAUCAAGUGUACACAGAAACUUCAGCACUAAUGAACUCUCCACAGCACUAAUGAGAAGUAAUGUCUACUCUGCAACACUGGUGGCAUUUAACCACUUUAUGAGUGUGAUGGGGGGCGGGGGGGAGUAAACAACAGAUAUAUAAAGAGUCACUUUUACUUUCUCUCUUUCUCUAUCUGUAAAUAUUCUAAUAAUAAACUGCAAGUUGCACUGA
Molecule: messenger RNA, 6283 nt
Organism: Solea senegalensis (Senegalese sole)
Lineage: Eukaryota; Metazoa; Chordata; Actinopteri; Pleuronectiformes; Soleidae
Gene: tbkbp1
Product: TBK1 binding protein 1
Exons: 10
Coding region: 244-2163 (639 amino acids)
Biological process (GO): canonical NF-kappaB signal transduction
Cellular component (GO): cytoplasm
Source: RefSeq, a predicted model, not a curated record